This is a messenger RNA of Pantherophis guttatus, 4005 nucleotides long. NCBI's taxonomy places the organism in Eukaryota, Metazoa, Chordata, Lepidosauria, Squamata, Colubridae. The record is from RefSeq and is a predicted model, not a curated record.
GUGGGACACACCUUGGGCCUCGGGGAGCAGGCGCUCCCCAGCGUCCCCCGUACCCUUGUGCUUUUGAGGCUGCCCAUUCUCUGGCUGUGUUGAAGGGAGAUGCUUUCAAGGUGGGGCAGCCCAGCCUCACCUGGAUGCCAUGGGUAGCCCAAGUCACCACCCAGGAUCGGAGACCGAUUGAGCCCUUUGAAGGGGUUGGACCCCCACGGUGCCAUCCAGGCCUGGCAGACUGCUCCAGCAGAUGGGUGAAGCUUCCCAGGCACCCCAGCUGUCUUAGCAGGGGAAGCCCCGAAGGGCUCCUAACUGGGGUUUGAUCCGACCGAUUGCCCUCCGUAAGUCGGGAUUUUGUACAAGAUCCUUGUUUCCCUAUUAUUACGAAUACACUUGAAUUAGUGGAGCAAAGCGAACCGAGCAAAAUUCAUAUAUCGCAGAUGGUUUUAGAAGAAUGAGUAAGAAUAUUAAUGAGCUAAGGCAAGCCUUACAGAAAAAAACACAAGAAACCUUGAAGCUCCAGGAAGAAGCAGCCAAGUUAUCUUCAGAAUCCACUGCACGUCGAGAAGGAAGGUCCUCUCCUUCCAGUAUCAUAGGGGUCCCCACGAUGGCCAGCCCAAAACCAUCGUCAAGUUCAACCAAGCACAGCAGUACGGUCCUAGACAGCACCUCAUACAAUUUUCCUAGUUCACACAGUAGUCCUCCAAAGAGCCUUUCUUCCAAAUAUGAAUCGGAGAGCGGGAGUCACAAAAAAUCAGUAAUCUUUUCUGGAAAAGAGCAGGUGGAGACCAUCCUGGAAGAAUAUGCAGAGCAAGUGAGGGACUUGCAGAAGAAGCUAAGUGAAAACACAGAACAACACGAGCAACAGAAAUUCGCUUUACGGCAAUCAAUUAUUGAGCUGCAGACGAGUCUGGAAAACGCAAUGAGAGAGAAAGAAUCCCUUAGUGAAUUAAGACGAAAGGAAUCUCACUCGCAAGAAGGUCACAAUAGCAGGCUGAGAGCCACGGUGGAUGAGUUGAAGACGGCCAGCCAGCUUCAGGAGGAAAUGCUGAAGGAAUCCAGUAGCCAGAUUGACUAUUUGAAAAAGUUGGUCCAGGGCCAUGACGACGUAUUCGAACAGCUCCGCGGUCUUCUCCUGCACUACGAAGGGGGUCCAGACCAGAAGUCGUAUGGAUAUGAAAGCAUUGCCAGCGUCCGCGUCUCCUACCUGCCCACUGCUUUCGCCAGGAUUCUCCAGGACUUCGAAGCAGAGGUGUUGCGUUUGAAAUCCAAGUUUGUCCCACUGGAAGACCAAAUAGAUAUGAUGCAAAGAGAAUCACAGUCGAAAACCGAAAUUUUGCUUCAGCAACAUCAGGACAGUGUUGAGAGGCUGAUCGGUGAACAUGAGCAGGAUCUGGAAGUACUGAGGGAGGCAGCGAAGGCUUCCCACAGCCACGCCAACAAUAUUCAAAGCCAGAUGGAAAUCAUUCAAGAACAAGCCAAAAAUCAGAAAUCUUUGUAUUUGCGCCAAAUCAGUCAGCUGGAAGGCACAAUUUCUCAAUUGCGCUCUGAGCUACGGGAAGCCAUGAGGUUGUCCCAGGAUAAGAUAGAAGAUCUGGAGAAGCAGCUGCACCUGGUUCACUCUGAGAUGACUGAAGCUCAGAUUGAAAGGGAUCAAUACAGCCAAGAAACUGGAAACUUAGAUGAUGAGGUUCAGCAAUUGUUGGCUGAACUCCACAAGAAGGAUGUAGAACUGAAUCUGGAAAAGGAGCAGAAUAAGAGGCUCUGGGAUCGAGACACGGGGAGCAGCAUCACCAUCGACAAUCUGCGGAGAGAGCUGGACAACAAAAACAUGGAGCUGCAGCGCUUGGACUCCAUCGUCCGGUCCUUGCAGAUGGAGUGUGAAGGACAAGUUCAGCGUCAGAUGUCCGCAAUUAAAGAGAGGAAUGACAGCCUAGAGAGAGAAUCCUCAAUCUUGGCCCAGCUAAAUUCGACCAAAGAAAAACUCCAUAAAGCUUCCCAAGAGCUGAACGAAAGGAAAUUAAGCUUGGAUUCGGCAGAGAGGGUCAUCGCCGAUCUGAGAUGUUCCCAUCUGGAGAAGGAAAGGGUCAUCGAAUGCACCAACGACGAGAUCAAUAAGCUGCGGGGACGAGUGGACAGCAAGCGGCAAGAGUUCCAGCAGCUGAAAAGCGAAAGCGAGCUCUUGCGAGGCGUGCAGUCCGACUGCGAGUCCCUGAAGGUGCAGCUGGCGGAGAAGGAGAAGGUGAUUGAGAUCCUCCAGAAACAAGUCGAGGGCAUGACCGAGAUCGUAAGCCAACAUGGCCGGACAGCUGGCGCCAUGGAGACAGAGAAGUCUCAACUCAUAAAAGAAGUCGGCGAGAAGAAAGUCGAACUCCAAGAACUGAAGAUUUCGCAAGACAAGAAGGAUAGCCAGAUUCGUCAACUGGAGGCCAGCCUGAGCGACGUGGAAUUAGAAAAAGUGAAACUGAUGAACGUGUGCUCGGAAAGGCUGAGGGUACUGAAAGAGAUGAAACUGGAGCGAGAAGAACUUGUGAAUGAAAUCAAAGCCAGCCGCAUUGAGCUCAGUGCGCUCGCAGAGGAAGCAGAAAUCAUCAAGAACGACUACCGAGAGAAGAAUGAAGACAUGGAAGCCAUUGUGAGCAAACUGAAAAUACAGCUGAAAUCCGCUCAGAUUGAACUGGAGCAAACCAGGGCCACAUUGAAGACCAUGGAAGGCUCGGAUGGCCAUGGUAACGCCAUGAAAGUCGCAAUGGGGAUGCAGAAGCAAAUUACAGCCAAACGAGGACAGAUUGAUGCUUUGCAGAGCAAGAUCAAGUUCUUGGAGGAAGCAAUGACGAAUGCAACUAAGGAAAAACAUUAUUUGAAAGAAGAGAGAAACCGGUUAAGUCAAGAGCUGAGCUGCAUGGCUUCUUUAAACAACAAAUUGGCUGGAGAAUUGGAAAUCCUAAAGUCCCAGGAUAAGCGUUUGAAAGACAAACUGGUGACGAUGGAAGCUGCUCUCGAUAAAGCGUCUCUACAGUUUGCAGAGUGUCAGUGCAUCAUUCAGCGGCAGGAACAAGAAGUUAUGCGCUACAAACUUCAGCACACUUUAGACGUGAAAGAGCUGCAGGGACCAGGACACACCGUGGGUUCCUCCUCACUUAAACAGCGCUAUUCAUCCUUGCCUCACUCAUCCAGCGCACCGUCAUGUCAAACGUUUGCAGGCCACAUCUCUCACAUGCCCUCCAAGCUUAAUUACACCAAGGAGGAUCCGUUGCGAGACUUAAAACAACUCCUUCAAGAAUUACGAAGCACAAUCGAUGAAAUACCUUCGGCGAUUCUCCCCAAAACAGAAAGCGACAGCGAUCCUGAUUUGAGCAGUACGCUGGAGGCCGCGGUGAGAGACUUACCUUCAGAGGUGACCAGGGGGCAAGAAGCAUUUAGCAGGGAUGCAUUAAGCUUACAUACUGCAGAUCUUGAAGAACAAGAAUCGACUUUCCCUUUUACAUCCAGUGUGUCCCAACUCUCCGCUCGCUAUACCUCUUCCAAGAAACCCUCCUUUGAGGACCGAUACAAAGAUAGGUCUCCUGUGCACUCCUUGCUAACGGCUCCUUUGGAUGACCUUAAGGCGGCUCCUGCACCUUCCUUCGAACGACGGUCCAGUCUGAGGAAGAACUGCUCCCCCCCAGAACCCACAACCACGACCACCAAUCGAAGUGUUUCUUUCAGCACUUCUACUUCGAUUCAGACGGGGGAAUCCAGAGAAAAUACUUGCAGAAAAUUACAGAAUAAGAUGGAGAAUCUACAAAACCUGGUGGAAACAAUGCAGUUAAAAAACCAAGCAAUGUCCACCAUGAUCAGAUGUCAGGAAAAGAAAAUAGAGCAAGCCAAGGAAAAAGAGAAGAAGCUCUCCAAAUGAAUAUGCGGGCCCAGUUUUCAGUCCCUCAAAGAGGCAUCCAGAUUGCACCUCGCACGGGUAGAAUGUAUUUAAGCCUUCAGUUCUUGUUAAUAAUAAAAGUUGACAUAGUUUUGUAA